CUAACUAUGGGCCUCGCUAUUUUUUUAGGCGGAGCCCGCGUGUCUCGUUCGCUAAUGGUUGCCAGUGUGUUUCGCGAUUUCGUGCUCUGAAUGGUGUUAUUUUGCAGUAAUUUAUAGGUUCAAACGCACCAGUUUUUAGUGCAACAAAUAUUAAUAUUCAUAAGGUCUUGUUCUUUGCUCUGACGGUUGAUUGUGGCGGGCAGCUGCAAGGACAAAUGUCUGCAAAGAGUUUUCGCGUUAGCGACGGAGACUGGGUUUGUUCCGAUAAGAAGUGUGGAAAUGUCAACUUUGCUAGAAGAACCAGUUGUAACAGAUGUGGUAGGGAUAAAACAACUGAAGCAAAGAUGAUGAAAGCAGGGGGAACAGAGAUUGGAAAGACCCUGGCUGAGAAGAGCAGAGGUCUCUUCAGUGCAAAUGACUGGCAGUGCAAAACAUGUGGCAAUGUAAACUGGGCCAGAAGAUCAGAGUGCAACAUGUGUAACACCCCUAAAUAUGCCAAACUGGAGGAAAGAACUGGAUAUGGUGGAGGGUUUAAUGAGAGGGAGAACUUGGUGUACAUUGAGCGAGAGGAGUCUGAUGGAGAGUACGAUGAGUUUGGGCGCAUUAAGAAGAAGUAUCGUGGGAAAAGCAAAAAUGAGAAUGAAAAGAAAGAGGAACCUAAGAAGGAUGAUAAUAAUGAUGAUAAUAAUAAUAAUGAUGAUGAUGAUGAUGACGAAGAUGAUGAAGAAGAUGGAGAUCUUUCAAAAUACAAACUUGAUGAUGAUGACGACGAUGAUGAUGAUGAUGACGAUGAAGCAGAUUUGUCCAAGUACGAUUUGGAUGACAAUGAUGAAAAGAAAGAGAGUCAGUCCGGCUCUUCGCACUCAUCCUCUCGCUCGUCCAGUUCAAGCUCCCGGUCUAGGUCCAGAUCCCAGUCCAGGAGCUCAUCUAGUUCCAGAUCUCGCUCCAGGUCCAACUCCAGAUCCAGCUCCAGAUCUGGCAAGGGCUCUACUUCCUCAAAGAAGAGGUCCCGUUCCCCAUCAUCAUCGCCUGAGAAAGGCCAGAAAAGGAGUCGCUCCAGGUCGUCCUCUGGUGACUGCAAAAAAAGACGUGCUCUAUCACAAUCGUCUGAAAGGUUUGGGUUUCUGUGGUGUACAAAAAAGGGGUACUGGAUACUAGGCGUCCUUCUGCAUUAUAAACUGGGCUCCCAGAAACUGAUAAAACAGAACAUGUCUUAAAAACCAACAAGCCAGAUUAUUUCCAAAAAUGUACGGUCAAUUUUUUUCACCUGUUUUACAAGAUCUUGAACCAAAUCAAUUAAUUGGUCAUGGUCUUUCUCUUUGUCUCUUUCUUUCUGUCUCUUUGUAGGUGCAGAGGCUCAUCUGGAUCUUCCCACUCUGGCUCAAGCUCAAAACAGAAAUGAUUAACAAAAGAAACCUCUUUCUUAAACUGCAUGUUGUUUUUCCAACUCCAGUUCUUUUGUGCUAUAUCAACUUCGCAACUGUUUGAAUUCCCAUUAAUGAUUUCCAUCAAAUCACUUAAACAUAUGUGUCUAUAUAUAUAUAUAUAUAUAUAUAA
Molecule: messenger RNA, 1557 nt
Organism: Xyrauchen texanus (razorback sucker)
Lineage: Eukaryota; Metazoa; Chordata; Actinopteri; Cypriniformes; Catostomidae
Product: zinc finger Ran-binding domain-containing protein 2-like
Exons: 9
Coding region: 216-1217 (333 amino acids)
Biological process (GO): RNA processing
Molecular function (GO): lipopolysaccharide binding; RNA binding
Source: RefSeq, a predicted model, not a curated record